AUGGAGCUGGGUUUAGACACGAUGAACAAGAAAUCCACCAGUUCGAGCAUAUUCCCUUGUAAGAUACGUGUACGCGAUGUAAGCAUCGAUGUUUAUUCAUUCGAACAGGCCUUGGUUAUUUGUUAUCAAGCCGAAGUAACGAUUCUAGGAGAAUCUGGAGAUCCAGUGAUAGGGGAUAAAAAGAAGUGUCAGAAGAUAAUUCGGUUGAAGAAUUUAAACGAACAAACAGAUUUGAAAGCACUAUCAGAACGGACGAUCAAAAAUUGUAGUCUAAUAGCUCCAUCGAGGCUUCCAGAAAUUGAGCACCUUCUCAAGUAUCUUCGUGACAGGACGCCUAAAGCAGUCGCUGCAGAUAUACUAAAAAAUGCCUGGAAAGAGGAUGGUCCUCCCUUCGAAGGCCAGCUAUUUUACCUUAGCAGCAUCCUGGUGGAGUCCUCGAGCCAACUUUCGACAAGUCCAAAGAAGGCCUUUACAACCUGGAUUAACUUUUACCUUAAGCCCGCACGCGGUCUAUUUAUGAGUCCCAUGACAUAUUUGAGUGCCUUAGAUGAACUUCAGAAUCUACCUCGUCGUCUUCCAAGCUGUGUAGACGCUGAAAACUUCCCGAAUCCCUAG
Messenger RNA from Echinococcus granulosus, 615 nucleotides. RefSeq names its product Kinesin-associated protein. Bases 1 to 615 code for a protein of 204 amino acids. The transcript is spliced from 6 exons. Gene Ontology annotation, cellular component: kinesin II complex; axoneme; ciliary transition zone. NCBI's taxonomy places the organism in Eukaryota, Metazoa, Platyhelminthes, Cestoda, Cyclophyllidea, Taeniidae. Gene Ontology annotation, biological process: microtubule-based movement; cilium organization. Gene Ontology annotation, molecular function: kinesin binding. The record is from RefSeq and is a predicted model, not a curated record.